Messenger RNA from Anopheles merus, 2837 nucleotides. RefSeq names its product dual specificity mitogen-activated protein kinase kinase 4-like. Gene Ontology annotation, molecular function: JUN kinase kinase activity; ATP binding. Lineage: Eukaryota; Metazoa; Arthropoda; Insecta; Diptera; Culicidae. Bases 757 to 1935 code for a protein of 392 amino acids. Gene Ontology annotation, biological process: MAPK cascade; protein phosphorylation. The record is from RefSeq and is a predicted model, not a curated record. The transcript has 5 exons.
ACGUCAUUGUCCAACCUGGUAUUCUAGAGCUUUCAUCGCUCAAGAACCACGAAACACGGGUAAAAGCGUAAAGUAAACUUCGGUAGGUACUGGUGAAAAGAGAGAAAAAAAAUCCGGAAAUUAGCGACCUAUUAGGGAAAGUGUAUCCAGCGCCCUGGUGAAAGGUUGCUCAGUGCAAACGAGCAAAGGCGAAACCGGUCCUGCCCGUCAACAAAGAAAAGUUUGCCCGUCCCCAGAACGCACGGUCUCAGGAACGAACAUUUCCUCAGCUGUGUGGCAUUAGCGCGGCGUACCGCUGUGCGUGUGUGUUCUGUUCUUGUUACCAUCUACACCCGCACUCGCUGGAAAAUCGUCUUUCAAGCGUCGAGUUGCUGACCGAGGUUCCGAUCCGCAAUUACAGCGCGUGGCUACAUCAUACGAACCCGCUGUCGUCCACCCUCAAUCCGUCCUUCCGAGCAACUUGUGUACGCCACCACCCGCUUGGUGAAUCAAGUGUGUGUUAUUCAUGGUGACGGUGUAGGCAACUGCAGGUGCCGUACGAAAUUUCGUCCAAGUUCUGGUCACGGGAGCUACUACCACAACGGUGAAGGUUUAUGUGUUCCAGUGAACGUUUUGCUUGCCCUGCCUUCGGUCGAAAUAAGUAGCCGCCCUACGUCGGCAAGAAGUUCCAAAGUUGAAAGGCCCCCAGUAGGUGAACCAUUAACUAUUCACCAAAUCGAAACACCCGUACACCGCUGCGCCUACUUCCUAGGACCAAUGUCAGACGAUCAGAGUUCACAAUCCUCCCCAGCAACCACACCAUCCUCAGCACGUCCCUUCAUGCCACUGCCGCUGGAACUGAACGGCGAGCGAAGGAAACCGUCCAAAAAGCUCAGCUUCCAAGGAUGCCAGGGCGGGCAGGCGCCGGUCAUACCGGAUCCGACGCGCGAACGCAUACGAAUGCAGGCGACGGCGGGCAAACUACAGAUCGCGCCGAACCAAACGUACGACUUCACCUCGGAAGAUAUGAUUGACGAGGGUGAAAUAGGGCGCGGUGCGUUCGGUGCCGUCAACCGGAUGAAGUUCACGCACACGGGCACGGUGAUGGCGGUGAAGCGGAUCCGCUCGACCGUGGACGAGAAGGAGCAGAAGCAGCUGCUGAUGGAUCUGGAGGUGGUGAUGAAGUCAAACGACUGCAACACCAUCGUCACGUUCUACGGGGCACUGUUCAAGGAGGGCGACUGCUGGAUCUGCAUGGAGCUGAUGGACACGUCGCUGGACAAGUUCUACAAGUUUAUCUGCGAAAAGCAGCAGAGCCCCAUCCCGGAACCGAUACUGGCGCAGAUCACGUUCGCGACGGUCCGCGCGCUCAACUAUCUGAAGGAGGAGCUGAAAAUUAUCCACCGGGAUGUAAAACCGAGCAAUAUACUGCUGAAACGGAACGGCGACAUUAAGCUGUGCGAUUUCGGCAUCUCCGGCCAGCUAGUGGAUUCGAUCGCACGCACCAAGGAUGCCGGCUGCCGGCCAUACAUGGCGCCCGAACGCAUCGAUCCCCAGCGCGCUAAGGGUUAUGACGUGCGCAGUGACGUGUGGUCGCUCGGAAUUACGCUGAUGGAGGUGGCGACCGGGAAGUUCCCCUAUCCAAAGUGGGGUUCCGUGUUUGAGCAGCUUUCACAGGUUGUCGAAGGUGACCCGCCUAGACUGUCCACCACCUACAAUGGGAUGGAAUUUUCGAUAGAUUUUGUAAAUUUUGUAAAUACCUGUUUAAUUAAAGACGAGCGCGAUCGUCCCAAGUACGGUCGGCUGUUGCAGCAUCCGUUCAUUCAGCAGGCCGAAAAAAGUGACACAGACGUAGCGGCAUACGUAAGCGAAGUGCUGGAAUCGAUGGCCAACAAUGGUAUCACGCAGUUUACCACGGACCUGCCAGCGGAAGGUUGGAACGAAAGCUUCAAUUAGGGUGUGAGCAGUGGGAAAAAAGUUACCCCGUUACGCAAUAUGCAUAAUAUCUAUUCGUUCCGGUAGAAACGUACCAAACGACGUAUAAGUUAGGUCGCAUUUUGAUUGUACACUAUUUUCUGUUUAAAAAAAAUCCCUCUCUUACUCUCUUCACACCUGUCCAAACGUUCUAGUCUAUUUUGAAGGAUACAUUCGGCUUAGAUUCGCUGCAUUGUGCAAUUACUAUCUAAUUUCCUACCUCUCUAUUUCAGUUUAUUCAGAAAUUAAGCAUAUAGAAUUUGAAAAACAUUCUUCAGAACAAUUCGGUUCGCUCGUAACGGACGUAAACUAUCAGCAACAGCAAUGUUUUAACUCAAAAUCCCAACAGUAAAAUAAGGGCGCGGACAAUAAUGAACUAGCAUUCUGGACAGCGAAUUAGUGAUUUUUUUUCAUGGAUACACAACAUUGUGGCAAUUCUGAUUUAGCAUUCUUUUUGUUAAAGAAACAAAACACACGAUAUUCUUUGAUAGGUAAAUUAAACAUAAUUUAAAAGGAAAACAUCAAUUUGCAAUACGGACAAAUGCGCAGGAAUUUAUCCCGGUCAGGAAUAAAGGCAGAUUAUGUCCGUAAACAUUCAAACCACUACUACCAUUCACUCACAUACACAAUUACAAAUAAUCAAACACACACACACACACACACACACACACACACACACACACACACACACACACACAAAAUUAGCAUGUAAGUAGCAAAGCAAAGAAAAAUUAGAUUCCUCGUGUAAUCCACAUUUUGUUGCGCUCCCCAGAAUGAAUGGAAGGAACAGGGACGAUUUCUGGACGAGUAAGGAUGAAAAAGAAAAAGCUGAUAACACAAUGUCUACCGUGGAAGAGAGUGGGAAGGGUAGGGAAAGAGAUGAA